Messenger RNA from Galleria mellonella (greater wax moth), 3096 nucleotides. It is a transcript of the gene SC35, whose product is annotated as serine/arginine-rich splicing factor 2. Bases 154 to 651 code for a protein of 165 amino acids. The record is from RefSeq and is a predicted model, not a curated record. NCBI's taxonomy places the organism in Eukaryota, Metazoa, Arthropoda, Insecta, Lepidoptera, Pyralidae. Gene Ontology annotation, molecular function: RNA binding. The transcript is spliced from 5 exons.
GAAGAAAUUUUAAAAAUUGGCCACACCGAUGAAGCAAUAUCCGCUUUAUGCUUUUCUCUUUUCCGGUAGCCAUAUUUACUGGAUCAUUCACGUUCUUAAACUCUUCUGUUAUCAAUUGGUUAUAAUUCGAAGUUCGAGUUCUAAUAAUUCACAAUGAGUUACGGAAGACCCCCGCCGCGUAUCGACGGCAUGGUGUCCCUCAAAGUGGAUAAUCUUACAUACCGUACCACACCUGAAGAUUUGCGUCGAGUAUUUGAAAGAUGUGGCGACGUUGGAGAUAUUUAUAUUCCCAGAGAUCGUUAUACAAGGGAAAGCAGAGGAUUCGCUUUUGUCCGAUUCUAUGACCGAAGAGACGCAGAGGAAGCUUUAGAGUCAUUAGAUGGACGUAUGUUGGACGGUAGGGAGCUUCGUGUACAGAUGGCCCGGUAUGGGCGCCCCUCAUCGCCGUACAGAAGCCGCUACGACCGACGCCGCAGCCACUCGCGUUCACGGUCUCGUUCACGUCGUCGAUCCAGGUCCCGUUCGCGGUCCAGGCGGCGCUCGUACACGCGCAGCCGGUCCCGCUCGCGUUCUCGCUCUCGCUCCGACUCGAAGAGCUCACGCGGCCGCUCGCGCAGCCACAGCCGCUCCAGGUCACGCUCUAGGCACUGAAGUGUUGAGUUGAGGGUACCAGUUGUGAGCUGAAGUGUUGUGCCACAUGACUCGGCAGCCUUUGGCCAGGUACUAUGCUCCUCUACUCACUAGCCAUCUUCAGACCUAUGACUAGCCACUAUGAACACUAUAGUGGUUAUAUCAUUCAUGAUAACAAAUAUUAUUUUAAGUUUCUUAAAUUUAGAUAAACUAUGUAAGAAUUGUAUGUUUAUAAUUUUGUUCGUUCAUUCAAAAAUAUUUCAUAUUGAUACAAAAGUGUAAUGUAGUUGAGAGUUUGUAAAAGAAAACAUCUAUUUAGUCCAUUUUUCUCUGAUAUUAAUUUUAGUUAUAUUUUCUUUUUAUAUUUUAGUUAUUGUAUAAACGCUACAUAACAAUCUGAGUCAUUUUAAAUUAACUAUUACUUUAACAUUGUAAUGAAUUAUCACAGUUUUAUGUAUAUGAUUAAUCAACAUGAACAAAUUGUAUGACCUUUAAUGGUCGUUAGAUAUUAUUUCAGGUUAAAAUUAAACAAUUGUUGUGAAGAUCAUGUACAACCCAAGGGCAUAUUGAGCUAAAUUUGGCAAUUUUAUGGCACCCCCUCGUCUGUGGUAACAAACUUCUUAAGAAUGAAGUUAUUACUUUUCUUUAUUAUAUUGUUGUUCAAUUGUCAGUUUAUUCAAUGUAGUAGGUCUUAUAUUUUUGUAACCUUAAUAUACGUCUGAUACGUCAGAAGUAAACCUGUCUAAAAUUAUUCAUUUUCAAAAAUGAUUAUAAUAAAAUAUAAAAGUGAAGGGCAUUAAUUUAGAAUUGUUUCAAUACAACAACUGUAAUUCAUUAAUGGCAAUGUUGGUAUGCUCAGGCUGUGGAGUAUGCGGGGAGCGGUGCGGUUUGCGGGGGGGAGGGGUUUGCUGUUUGCUGACAACUGCUGAAUUGCUGUUGUUGCCGUUCAUAAGUUAUGAGUAAACUUUUAUAUUUAUACAAACGAGACACGCAUAACUUACGUUUAUAGUAUAAAGGCUCCUCGCCAAAUCUUCGUGAUGACUGUAGCAAAUGAACAAAUUCAAAUUAAAGCAAUUCUCUAUUUUAUUGGGGAAAUAUUGCGAUAGAAUAUUUGACUACUAUUGAAAAAAUCCAUUUGACCCAUUAUCACUUGUACAAUUAUGUUAUGUAAUAUAAAUAUAUAUCAAACUAGCUGACCCCGUAAAUGUUGUUUUACCACUUAUUGCUAAAUAUAAAAGUCGUGAUUAAAAUACAGGGGUUGAUCGUAAAACGAUGAAAAUUUAAAGUAGUAUGUAUUUUUCAAUGCUAAAUUAUAAUAUAAUAAAAAUACAAAAAUUUGUCAAAAAAAUAAAAAAUAAAUUUUUGGGGUGGGUCACCCUUAUCACUUACGGGUAUGAAAAAUAGAUGUUAGCCGAUUCUCAGACCUACCCAAUAUGCACACAAAAUUUCAUAAAAAUCGGUAAAGCCGUUUCGGAAGAUUUUGGUAACAAACACCGUGACACGAGAAUUUUAUAUAUAAGAUUUAAAAUUAAAUGUUUUGGUAUUAUCCGUAUAAAAAGAAAAUAGUGAUCGAAUAAAAAAACCUAUAUGCGGUCACGUAAUACGUGUUACGUCGUACAAAAAUUAACUUUCAAAUACUUUCUUAGAAACCUUAAUAGUACUAUAGAAAAUAUAGUAUAGAACUAUCAGUGAAAUAUUUAUUCAAUACUUCGUUCCAUCUUACGAGACACAGGAGUGAGGCACCUAACAUUUCCUAUGGUUCUAUAAAAUAUGUUCAAACCAUAGAAAUCAGUUCCAAAAUAACUGGAAACAUAAUUUUUACACUAUAUUUCGUAAAAAUGAACAGACUAAUAAUAUUUUCAAUAUAGUCAAAUAACCUAUGCAAUAUUUCUUUCCUCUUUUCUAUUAUAUACCGAUUCUUACUAUCAGCUCAUUUAUUGUAAUACUUUUUGGUAUAUUUAAAAAAAAAUUGUCAGGUCGUGAGCGGCAAAAGUUAAUAGGGUUUUGCAAUUCACUGAAUCGUAUAAUGAACAGAGUAGAUAAUACAAAACAUUGACGUAGGUACAGCCGAUCGAUAGACACACAGACAUCAAACUAAUACAUGCGUUUGUUUGGCAGGCCGGUGCUGCUCGCUGGCCUGUUUGCUGUGGCAGUUUCCUGUGCUGAUUGCUGUGAUUUGCAGAUACACUUUAUACUUGUCACGAUUGACAAAAACACCUCUCCUGCCCUUCGACCGAUUAAAUUUUUAAAGUACAUACCUACUUACACGUUUUCAGCGUAGUAUUAAUUUUUGCAGUUUAUAUUUACGUUUAUAUAUUUCAAAGGAAAGGUUUCAAUAGGUUUUUCGCGGUAAACCUUUCCUUUGAAAGUAGCAGUCAAGAAAGAAGCGUCACCAGAUGUGGGACACCUGGCACCGAACUGUGUGUAGGUUUUAUCUUAAUAAAUAAACAAUAGUAUUAAAAUAAA